GGCCCAGCGAGAACCAGAUGACUCGACCCAACCACCACCACCCAUCAGCACUCCAAACGACACGACUUUCUUCUCUGAUUUCCUUGUAGCUAUGUCGGCGACGACGACGUCGACACUAUCAAUGCUCGAUCUUUUUGGCUCUGGCACGGGAGCAAUCGCCAAAGCCGCGGCCCCGUCUCUGACUGGACUUGAGGCUGCUGUUCCAGCGAGUAUUGAUGAUGAAUCGAUAACGUCGUCGUGCGAUGAGGCGUUACCUGCGUAUCCACAUCUGGAGGGGUUACCUGAUGUUUGUUUGCUGGAAAUCAUCCCCUAUCUGGACGGGUUGAACGCAUUCUCGAGGGUCAACAAGAGGUUCUACUUGAUGACACAGGACCCCUACGUCCGCUCCCUUUACUUCCUCCGCCGCUACGGACCGCGUCUUGCGUUUUUCAUGUCGAUCCGUUGCCAUCCUCGAGCACUGACUGUCCAGGUCGCUCAGAAUCUUCAUCGUCAGGGCGCUCAUAUCUCACGCCUCCUUGGCCAACUCGUGACCAAAAAUUACAGUCAAAACAGGAUUGCUAUAGGGUCGUGGGAGACUUUUGGAUCAAAACGAUUCACGAUUGGACUGAGCUUGCAGACCUUCGUAUUUCUCAUGCAGGUCUGCUGUGAGAAGUAUGGAAGUAGUCUUUGGCCAAGGAGUACAGAUGAUUGGGAGUCAUUUGAUACCUUAUUCAGGAGUUCAUGAUGAAAGAUGGCGACAGUUCUCGUCGACAAGUACUUGAGCUUGUGGAGUGCGCUCAGUUUACGCCGCUACCUCUUUGUGAAGAUGACCGCCGCCGGAUCGUCGACACAUUUGUCCUCGCCUCGGAUCGUGAGGAAGAUAUUAAGUAUCUCGAAGCUGCUGGCUACAUGGAUAUCAUUGAUCUUGACGAUCUUG
This is a messenger RNA of Saitoella complicata NRRL Y-17804, 916 nucleotides long. RefSeq lists its product as uncharacterized. NCBI's taxonomy places the organism in Eukaryota, Fungi, Ascomycota, Saitoellomycetes, Saitoellales, Saitoellaceae. Gene Ontology annotation, molecular function: protein binding. The record is from RefSeq and is a predicted model, not a curated record. The transcript has 7 exons. The coding region runs from base 92 to 724 and encodes 210 amino acids.